Aspergillus neoniger CBS 115656 is the source of this 1353-nucleotide messenger RNA. RefSeq names its product mitochondrial 54S ribosomal protein uL22m. Gene Ontology annotation, molecular function: structural constituent of ribosome. NCBI's taxonomy places the organism in Eukaryota, Fungi, Ascomycota, Eurotiomycetes, Eurotiales, Aspergillaceae. Bases 32 to 1114 code for a protein of 360 amino acids. Gene Ontology annotation, biological process: translation; ribosome assembly. The transcript has 2 exons. Gene Ontology annotation, cellular component: ribosome; mitochondrial large ribosomal subunit. The record is from RefSeq and is a predicted model, not a curated record.
CGUGCUAUCACCUCCAGAUUCAUCGUCCGUCAUGGCCUCAAUGGGUGCUGUCCCCCAGUAUGGGCAGCUGAUCCGGUCCAUCUCUUCAGCCCGGACCGGCCUGACCUACGUCCCUCGCCGCACACUGGCCUACACUGUUCCUCGUCAAGCCUCCGAAGACGGCCCCAACGGCCCCAAUGACAAGUCCGAGUCCGAAUCGAAGCCCUCCACCUUGUCCUCGAUCAAGAACUUCUUCUUCGGCGGCAAGCCCGGCGCCGCCAAGCCCAAAGCUCGCCGCACCACCGCUCCCGCCAAACGCGAGGGUUCCCUGAGCGCCGACUCCAUCUUUGCAGAGGAUGAAGCCAGCCCCAAGCUGGUGGCCUCCGGCCGUACGCCCGCUGCUCGCAAGCAAGCAGGCGCCACCGAGGAGGGCCAGGAAGAGAUCGACUAUGCCGUUGACCGACGAAACCGGGAGACGAUGCAGGCAGUGCUGGACCCGAACCCCAAGGCGCGCACGCGCUGGGAACAAAAGAUGGUUGCUCGCGAGAUCCGUCGUCGCGGCCGCAUCUCGCCCACCGAGCUGAUCAUGCGGACGGAGCGUGAGUCCCUCUCCAAGUCCCAUUGGUUCAAGACCUCCGUCAAGAAGCUGGGUCCUCUUGCUCGUCAAAUCGCCGGCAAGAACAUCGACGAUGCCAUGCUGCAGAUGCGUCUGAGCAAGAAGAAGGCCGCCAAGGAGGUCCUCGAGCACCUCGAGCAUGCUAAGAACGUCGCCGUGGUGCGUUCCGGUAUGGGUCUGGGAGCCGUCGAGGGCAAGACCGCCAACCAGAAGCCCGUCACCAUCACUCUCAAGAACGGAGAGCGCAAGACCAUCAACGACCCUACCUCCAUUUACAUCGACCAAGCGUGGGUUAACCGUGGCCCGUACGGUUACGACUACGACCACCGCGCGCGUGGCAACAUCAAUCUCAUGCGUCCGCCGUACACCUCUCUGUCGGUGGUGCUGAAGGAGGAGCAGACGCGUAUCCGUCAAUGGCAGAACCGGGAGGCCGAGGAGCUGCGCAAGCGUAAGGCUAAGCUCUGGACGCCGCUGCCGGACCGCAAGAUCACGGCACAGAACCAGUUCUACAGCUGGUGAUCAAUGUUUUGAUUAUACGUUUUCGGCGUUGUUUUUCUGUUCAAUAUUCCUAGACCGUUAAGAAGCACUUUAUUCCUCUCUGGUGGAUUUUCUCAGCAUGUGUUUAAAAAACCCUUUUUCUUGGUUACCUCCCCCCCGUGUCUCUAUCUUAACGUGCGUGUAUGAUGAGGGUUGCUUCGAUCCAAGAAUCAAUGUACAAUACAAUAUCUAUCAUCUAUAUACUUCUUAGUUCCUUUCUC